Molecule: messenger RNA, 1093 nt
Organism: Silurus meridionalis
Lineage: Eukaryota; Metazoa; Chordata; Actinopteri; Siluriformes; Siluridae
Product: ribonuclease inhibitor-like
Exons: 8
Coding region: 212-985 (257 amino acids)
Molecular function (GO): protein binding
Source: RefSeq, a predicted model, not a curated record
AUCGAGUCAGUUUUCCGAAAGUGAAAGUGUUUCUCAUCCUCGACUCCAUUUUAAUGAGCGGUUAGAAAAACACAAAGAUCUUUAACAGCAGUCAGAAGCGGUGAGAUUCAUGUCCAACAUCAAGCAGUGGUGAAGAAAAGUGGGAAUGUGAUUGAUUCCAGCAGAAGAGAUCGCCGUCUUCAGGACUCUGUGUGUACACGAGCAUUGAAAAAUGGAGAUCCCUGAUCAGGGCACAGAUCAUGUGACCUCACCCUCAAAAGACUGUAAGAGAAAGAGAAAGAGAUCACACUCACCAGUGCCCAGCUGUGUCUCCAUCAAGAGUGAUGCAUCUAUGGAACUUCCAUUGAGAUUUAGCACUGGAAUCUCCUCACCUGGACACAGUGUUCUACAGAAGGCAGGAGACAGAAGAGAGAAGAACAUCAUCACAGCUACAGGUAUCAGAUGCAGUGAAAUUACAGGGAGAAGGGGAGAAGCUCUGACCUCAGUGCUCAACUCAGAAACCUCCAGUCUGAGAGAACUGCAUCUGACGGUCAAUACACUGGAUCUGUCUGGGAAUAAUCUAGAAGACUCAGGAGUGAAGCGUCUCUCUGCUCUACUGGAGAAUCCUGAGUGUGAAGUGAAAGAUCUGAGGUUGUAUGAUUGUGGAGUAUCAGAUGAAGGCUGUGCUGCUCUCGCUUCAGCUCUGAGAUCAAACCCCUCACCCCUGAGAGAUCUGGAUCUGUCUCUAAAUAAAGUAGGAGACUCAGGAGUGAAGUGUCUCUCUGCUGUACUGGAGAAUCCUCACUGUAAACUGGAGAUACUGAGGUUGGCAUAUUGUGUUGUCUCAGAGGAAGGCUGUGCUGCUCUCGCUUCAGCUCUGAGAUCAAACCCCUCACACCUGAGAAAACUGAAUCUGUCUGGGAAUAAAGUAGGAGACUCAGGAGUGAAGUGUCUCUCUGAUCUGAAGGAUGAUGAACGUUACAGACUACAGACACUGAUAUUUUAAUGGUGAUGAACAAUUGUGUGUGAAGACUCCAGUGUUCCUGCAUUUCCGUGUCUGCAAACCGAGAACACGUUUAUCUACAGGAUCUGAGGAGUUGAUGUGAAAAAGCCC